UGUUUGUUUUGACUUUUUUGGCUGAUGCAGUUCGUUCCGCGAUUUGCAUCUUGCAUGGUGCGUGGCAGUGUUUGAAACGCGAGUGUCCUUCAAGUGAAACGGAAAACUCCCUCCAGCAAGAGCGCUUCCACACAUACGAUCGUCGAUUCCAAACCAGGAACUAUCUGACGCGCCCUAAAGAUGCCGACCGUCGGAGUGAAACGCGAUCUGCUGUUCAAGGCUCUCGGAAAAACGUACACCGAUGAUGAGUUCCAGAAGCUGUGCUUCGAGUAUGGGCUGGAACUGGAUGAGGUCACCACCGAGAAGCAGAUGAUAACGAAGGAGCAGGGCGAGGUGGAAGCGGCGAAGGAUGCCUCGGAGGAAGUUAUCUACCGGAUCGACAUUCCGGCCAAUCGGUACGAUUUGCUGUGCCUGGAGGGACUGGUGCUCGGACUGCAGGUGUUCCUGGGAAAAAUACCUUUCCCAAAGUUCACGAAAGUGGACCCGAUCGGAGGCUCGGCGCAGAAGAUGGUGAUCACGGCAGCUACCAAGCAGAUUCGUCCCUUCGCCGUGGCGGCCGUCCUGAGGGAUGUCACCUUUACGAAGGAUUCGUAUAACAGUUUCAUCGAUCUGCAGGAUAAGUUGCACCAGAAUAUUUGCCGUAAGCGGGCGUUGGUUGCGAUCGGAACUCACGAUCUGGACACUUUGAAGGGGCCUUUCACUUUCGAUGCCAAGCCUCCGAAGGAGAUCAAUUUCAUUCCGUUGAACCAGGAGAAGGCCAUGACCGCGGAAGAGCUGAUGGAGUUCUAUUCGACUCAUGCCCAAUUAAAGGCCUAUCUGCCAAUUAUUCGCGACUCGCCGGUUUAUCCGGUCAUCUACGAUUCGAACGGAGUGGUUCUGUCCCUGCCGCCGAUCAUCAACGGCGACCACUCGAAGAUCAAGCUGGAGACGAAGAACAUCUUCAUCGAGUGUACGGCGACCGAUUUGACCAAGGCUAAGAUCGUCCUGGAUACUUUGGUUUGCAUGUUUUCCGCCCAUUGCGCGAAGCCAUUCACGGUGGAAGCUUGCGACGUGAUCAACCCGAGUGGGGAGACGGUCCAGUAUCCGGAGCUGGCCUUCCGUAAGGAGAUCGUUUCCGCUGAGAAGGUCAACGCCUUGAUCGGGAUCAAGGAAAGCCCGGAGUCGAUGGCCAAGAUGUUGAAUCGGUUGCUUCCGACCAGUCAGAGCGCCGCGAACAAGGACCAACUGGAGGUUCUGAUCCCCCCAACGCGGCACGAUAUGCUCCACGCCUGCGACAUCUACGAGGAUGUGGCCAUCGCCUACGGAUACAAUCGCAUCCCGAAGACACUCCCAGGAACCAUGCACAUCGCCCGGCAGUAUCCCUUGAACAAGCUGACCGAACAACUCCGAGAGCAAAUCGCCCAAGCCGGAUUCACCGAAGGGCUGACCUUUACGCUCUGCUCCCGGGACGACAUCGCCAGCAAGCUGAACCAGAAGAUCGAGGACAUCCCGGCGGUGCACAUUGCCAACCCGAAGACCCUGGAAUUCCAAGUCGUGCGGACCACGUUAAUCCCCGGACUGCUGAAGACGUUGGCCGCCAACCGGAAGAUGCCCCUGCCGUUGAAGUUGUUCGAAGUUUCCGACGUGGUCCUGGCCGUUCCCGGCACGGAAGUUGGCGCCCGCAAUCAGCGACGAGUUUGCGCCGUGAACUGCAACAAAACGGCCGGAUUCGAGGUGGUCCAUGGGCUGCUGGAUCGCGUGAUGCAACUGCUGGAAGUGCCCUGGGAUAAGGAGAAUGGGUACUACCUGAAGGCGGUGGAUGAUGCGGCCUAUUUCCCCGGUCGGUGCGCUUCCAUCGUCUAUAAGGGGGCGGACAUUGGCCGGAUUGGGGUCCUGCAUCCGACAGUGCUGCACGCGUUCGAAAUUACCACGCCCUGUUCGGUGGUCGAGUUCGAUAUGGAACUGUUCGUUUGAGACCGGGGUCGUCGGAACUUUGAAAGCGAUCGGAAAUUUGAAAUUUUAAAUAUCUUUGAGUCCAGUGGAGAAAAGUGAUAAUAAAAUUAACUCUUGAAACAAGA
Molecule: messenger RNA, 2057 nt
Organism: Aedes aegypti (yellow fever mosquito)
Lineage: Eukaryota; Metazoa; Arthropoda; Insecta; Diptera; Culicidae
Gene: beta-PheRS
Product: phenylalanine--tRNA ligase beta subunit
Exons: 3
Coding region: 181-1953 (590 amino acids)
Biological process (GO): phenylalanyl-tRNA aminoacylation
Cellular component (GO): phenylalanine-tRNA ligase complex; cytoplasm
Molecular function (GO): ATP binding; magnesium ion binding; RNA binding
Source: RefSeq, a predicted model, not a curated record